Messenger RNA from Mobula hypostoma (lesser devil ray), 3021 nucleotides. RefSeq names its product BSCL2 lipid droplet biogenesis associated, seipin (gene bscl2). The transcript has 18 exons. Bases 586 to 2160 code for a protein of 524 amino acids. The record is from RefSeq and is a predicted model, not a curated record. NCBI's taxonomy places the organism in Eukaryota, Metazoa, Chordata, Chondrichthyes, Myliobatiformes, Myliobatidae. Gene Ontology annotation, biological process: lipid storage; lipid droplet organization. Gene Ontology annotation, cellular component: endoplasmic reticulum membrane.
CGGAUUUCCGACCUUCCGGCGGUGACCGGAAGUGCGCCGGGGAGCAGGUUGGGCGGUGACUCCGUUGCCGUGGUGACGGGCUGCGGCCAGCCAUGGGGGGAAGCGGCGCUCGGGUUCCGGCGGCGGGGACGGCAGUGUGAAUGCCUAAGGGUGAAUUCUCGGACUGCUGGUUGAGCUGCUGAAGAGAAGGUCCUUUGAGAGAGUUGCAGUGCACGUGAUACCGACCCGGCUCCUGGGGGCUUUCGCUGGCUCGCCGAAGACAAGUCCGACCACCCGACCGCAGCACCCUCUGCCUCAGCCCCCGGCCGACAGAUGAACUCGGCCAGGGCUCAUGCCGAGCCCGUGAGCCCGGCCGCUGGUCGCCUGCCGUGAGUCAUCUUCGGAUGCCGAGGAAACUACACAGCCUCUGACGGUCUCUGUGAAUAUUCUCAACCUCCUCCCUCUCCUUCUCUCCCCCUCCUUUUCCCCUUCCUUCUAUCCACCCUUUCACGCCCCCACUCUCUCCCACCUUCCUCGCCUGUUUUCCCCACCUCCCCCAGUCCCUCAAUCCUCAAACUCCCCCAGGAGUGUGUCCACUGCCCGACCAUGAACGGGUGGAUCUACUGGGCCCAGGACCACCUGACCGCGCUGGUGCUGAACAUGCGCCGCACUCUGCUGCAGAUCGCCAUCCUCAUCAGCGUCGUCCUGCUGCUCCUCUGGCUGUCCGUCUUCCUCUACGGCAGCUUCUACUAUUCCUACAUACCGUCCGUCAGCUACACCACCCCGGUGCACCUCGUCUUCAGGUCCGACUGUGACUCCAGAGACGCGCUCUGCUCCUUUCCCAUCGCCAACAUUUCCUUAUUCCGCAACGGAAGGGAGAAGGUAAUGAUGUACGGACAACCGUAUCGGAUCUCCCUUUGGCUCCAGAUGCCGGAGUCUCCCGUCAAUCAGAAUCUGGGAAUGUUCAUGGUGCAGAUGUCCUGCUACACCAAGACAGGGACCGUAAUCUCCACCGUUUCCAGAUCGGCAAUGUUACAUUACAAAUCGUGGCUGUUACAAACUUUGGACACUCUGCUAUAUGCCCCUCUCUUCGUUACCGGGCUGCUGGAGCAGAUGCAGGUCGUGGAGGUCGAGCUCUACUCUGACUAUAAGGAAGAUUCAUACACUCCGACGAUCGGGGCGGUGAUCGAGAUCCAAACGAAGCACAUCGAGAUCUACAAGGCUCAGCUACUGAUCCGCGCCUACUUCACAGGAAUCAGGUACCUCCUGUACACCUUCCCGGUGAUGUCAGCCAUCAUCGGUGUCUCCACCAACUUCACCUUCCUCUGCGUCCUCGUUCUGGCCAGCUACCUGCACGUGGUGUGGGGUAGGCUGUGGUCCCCGGACGGAGCCAGAAGUCAGGUCGAGAGUCACCAGCGCCCCUCCGAGCAGCACCCGGAGAGAGCUCGAUUGCCCUCCCUGUCCCACCCGCUGUUGCGCAGCAGGGGCAGCAUAUCGCUCAGCGUGAUCGACAGCAGCCCGAGGCGCACGCCGGGCACCAGCCCCCGGGGAUCCCUGCAGAACCAGGACCUCCAGCAGGCCGAAACUCCCGGCACAUCAUGGCACUCUGCCAGGCUAGCGUCAAGUAGUCGUGUCGUGCAGGAACGGCCUCCAGGAGACUCCCCAAGGGCCAGCAUUCCAGCGACCGAGGGCAGUUUGAGGACAUCUCAACUCAACUCAAACGAUUUCCCAAGGGGCAGCAAUCCAGCGAUUGAGGGCAGCUUGAGGACAUCUCAACUCAACUCAAACAACUUCCCAAGGGGCAGCAUUCCAGCGAGCGAGGGCAACUUGAGAAUAUCUCAACCCAACUCAAACGGGCCGCCACUGGAAACGGUUGGACUGACGGAGCAGGAACCCACAGCUGAAGCAGAAUCCGGACCCACCAGGCCCCCGAGUGGAAUGCCAAACAGCGAUAACUCAGCUGAAGCAGAGCCUGGACCCACCGGGACCCCGAGUGGAAUGCCAGACAGCGAUGCUGCAGACUCAGCUGAAGCAGAGCCUGGACCCACCGGGACCCCGAGUGGAAUGCCAGACAGCGAUGCUGCAGACUCAGUGUUUGAUCACUCGGUGGAAGAAUCGAGCACUCCCUCGAGCAGGCAGCCGUCAGCCAUGACCGAGGCCGCCCAGCAGUUCCUCCAGUAGCGCCAGGAGCCGGGUGGGACUCCAGGCCAACAGAAGCAUGAAACGCAUGGACUUGAGAGCGGGCGGGGGCCACGAUCGGGACUAAUGUGACUGGCAGAACAGCCUGUCGUGGGACUUGGAGGCUGGGGUGUCGGUGACAAAACAAUCAGGCUCUGCUGUUCAUUCUUCGCUGACGGGGUGGGGGGGAGAUAAUAUUGUCCCCACCCUCCUCCUGGCAGUGUCAGUCAGUGACCCACCACCCUGACCUGUCCUGUUUACCCACAUUAGUCCGGGAACAAAUUCUCUCUCUCCCUCCCCAGUCCCAUUAAAACAGCCUCCAUGCAUUAUGUGGCCUUAAGCCACCCUCACCGCCCCCCCCCGCCCCACCCUGGUUAAAAGAGGUCCCAACACAGGGACAGUGAGCAAUCUCAGUGGGAGAGAUCUCUUCCACUGUGAGGUGGUGGUCCAGGCUCCUAUCCCGCCUUCCCACCCUGCCGCAUCAAUCAACUCCAGCCCGGCACAGGUAAAGAAUGGCGAAACGCCCUGGCAGUGUGAGAUGGUACUGUAGAGGGAGCUCCACUCCCUGCGGAACCCCCGGCGAGGAGGGAGUGCCACUCCUUCUGCAGGACCAACACAAUCAGGCUUCUGGCCGACAGCGCUGAAACCCCCAGCUUCCACCGAGAGCUCGCACGCGAGGGGGCUGAUUAAAAACCCAGUCGGAACACACCAGGGUUUCCUUCUCUGCCUUCCCACAGAAAGCACCCUUACAGGCAACCACUGCCACGUCACGUGCGGGCUGCACUCUUCCCCCACCCCCAGAGACCUCAAUCUCUUUGUGGACCGGACCACCCUUGUCCAAGCGUACAGGACAUCCCUGAACUA